GGCUGGCCGGAGGGAGCGGCCCGUGAAGGGGCCCGAGGCGUGGCGGCAGCGGGAGAAGCGGCGGCCGGGAUGAGCGUGGUCGGGACCCCCGCGGUGGUGUCGGUCUCCAUCAGCAGCAGCCUCAACUCUUUCCGCGCCCUGAAGAGAUAUGCCCGCGGCCUCACCAUCGCCGAGUUCAAGUGCAAGCUGGAACUCGUUGUCGGGAGCCCAGCCUCAUGCAUGGAACUUGAACUCUACACCCCGGAUGAUAAGUUUGUGAUGAAGCUGGACCAGGAUGAGGCCUUGCUGGGAUCCUACCCAGUGGACGAUGGAUUUCGAAUCCAUGUGAUAGACCGAAGUGGAGCAACGAUCGGAGAAUACGAGGACGUCUCGAAGGUGGAGAAGUUCCAGAUUUCGGAUACUGAAUACGAGAAGCGAACAGAUUCGGCUCGCUCGUUCAUGAAGCGCAGCCACCUGGGGCAGUACAAGGAAAUGCCGGGGAAGGAGUCCGAGGCGGAGCAGAAGCUGCUGGAGGAGAAAGCCCUGGCGGAGGCCAUUUCCGUGGGGGCCAGGUGCGAAGUGCGAGUCACGGGGCAGCCCAGCAAACGGGGGACCGUCAUGUACGUGGGCUUAACAGAAUUCAAACCUGGUUACUGGGUUGGGAUCAAGUAUGACGAACCUUUGGGAAAACACGACGGCAGCGUCAGCGGCAAGCGAUAUUUUGAGUGCCAGCCGAAGUACGGAGCCUUUGCGAAACCCCAGUUUGUCACCGUGGGGGACUUCCCAGAAGAGGACUAUGGGCUGGACGAUGAAAUGUGAGGGGAGCAGAGCGGGAGGGAGGAAGUGGAGAGGAUCUGCAGGGCCUCUGCUGGCUGGCAGAAACACCCCCCCCCCCCCUUGGUGGCUGCUGUUUCGGCCACUGCGCUCUGAUCCCGAGUGAGGGUGGGGGGGGCACCUGAGUGAAACGGAAGAACUGUGUGUUUCGAUGUGUUUGUUUGUCCCUUUGCCCUCGUUGCCUCUGUUCAGUGAAGCUGCCGAUGUUUCCAUGCCACACCCCAUAGGUCAGUCACAGGGAACCAGAAGGUCUUUUGAGUAUAAUCACCCUUUUGGGGGGGGGGGGAGAUAACGGUGACAUCUCCCCGAAUUUUCCGUCACAGCGAGUGGAAACGGAAUAACGCAGGAUUCAGAACCGAUGUACAUACAACUCUGGUUUCAAAACAAAAGAAAAUCUAAACCGAAUCAUUUUGAUGGCUGUUUUCUUUCUUUCUUUUCUUAUUUUCAUUGUGGGUCUGUUGUUGUUGCAUUUUGUUUUGUUGUGCUGCUGAAAAAAAUGCUACGUGAUCAUUACGAAUUAAAAGUUUUGGAGGAAGGGGGCUCAGAUACACUCCAGACAA
Molecule: messenger RNA, 1373 nt
Organism: Thamnophis elegans (Western terrestrial garter snake)
Lineage: Eukaryota; Metazoa; Chordata; Lepidosauria; Squamata; Natricidae
Gene: TBCB
Product: tubulin folding cofactor B
Exons: 6
Coding region: 70-798 (242 amino acids)
Biological process (GO): cytoplasmic microtubule organization; post-chaperonin tubulin folding pathway; tubulin complex assembly
Cellular component (GO): cytoplasm; nucleus; microtubule plus-end
Molecular function (GO): alpha-tubulin binding; microtubule plus-end binding
Source: RefSeq, a predicted model, not a curated record